This is a messenger RNA of Cynara cardunculus var. scolymus (artichoke), 345 nucleotides long. Its product is annotated as 14-3-3 protein 2-like. The transcript has 3 exons. Gene Ontology annotation, biological process: signal transduction. The record is from RefSeq and is a predicted model, not a curated record. Gene Ontology annotation, cellular component: cytoplasm. Bases 1 to 345 code for a protein of 114 amino acids. Lineage: Eukaryota; Viridiplantae; Streptophyta; Magnoliopsida; Asterales; Asteraceae.
AUGGAAUCUAGUUUGUGCUAUGAAUCACAGGGUAUGGAGUGCCCUUUACAAGUCAAAUCGAAGAUCGAGAAGGAGCUUUCUGACAUUGGCGAUGGGAUCUUGAAGAUGCUUGAUAAGAAACUCGUUCCGUCUGCGUCAUCCGGUGAUUCGAAUGUGUUUUAUCUCAAGAUGAAGGGAGACUAUCAUCGUUACCUUCCUGAGUUUAAGACCGGCGGUGAACGUAAAGAGGCCGCCGAGAGCACCCUCAAUGCUUAUAAGGCAGCUCAGUUGAGCAAUUACUUUGUUGAGUCUCACUUUCUUGCUUCUAUCAUCGUCUGUGGAGUUGAUGAUACAGCAGCUCCUUGA